Messenger RNA from Kogia breviceps (pygmy sperm whale), 1835 nucleotides. RefSeq names its product parvin gamma (gene PARVG). Gene Ontology annotation, cellular component: actin cytoskeleton; focal adhesion; cytoplasm. NCBI's taxonomy places the organism in Eukaryota, Metazoa, Chordata, Mammalia, Artiodactyla, Physeteridae. Gene Ontology annotation, biological process: establishment or maintenance of cell polarity; actin cytoskeleton organization; substrate adhesion-dependent cell spreading. The record is from RefSeq and is a predicted model, not a curated record. Gene Ontology annotation, molecular function: actin binding.
CCAGCAAGGCAGUGAUGGAGCCGGAGCCCCUCUACAACCUGCUGCAGCUCCCCGGGAGGGUGGACCUACCGGCCGGGGCGACACUCCCACAAGGAGAAAAGAAGAAGUUCCUGCCACCCACUUCCAGGAAGGAUCGCAAAUUUGAAGAACUGCAAAAGGUGCUGAUGGAGUGGAUCAAUGCUGAGCUCCUGCCCGAGCACAUCGUGGUCCGCAGCCUGGAGGAGGAUAUUUUCGACGGACUCAUCCUGCACCACCUUUUCCAGAAGCUGACUGGAGUCAAGCUGGACGUGGAGGAGAUCGCCUUGACCGCGGCUAGCCAGAGGCGCAAGCUCGCGGUGGUGCUGGAGGCCACCGGCCAGAGCCUGCGGGUGGAGGAGCCGCAGGCCAAGUGGAGCGUGGAGGGCAUCUUCAACAAGGACCUGCUGGCCACCCUGCAUCUCCUCGUGGCCCUGGCCAAGUGCUUCCGGCCGGACCUGCCCCUCCCGGCCGAUGUCAAGGUGGAGGUGAUCAUCAUGGAGAGCACCAAGAGUGGCCUGAAGUCGGACAUGUCGGUGGAGCAACUCACAGAGUGCGGCACAGACAAGGACCAACCUUCGAAGGACGUCUUCGAUGAAUUAUUUAAGCUGGCUCCGGAGAAAGUGAACGCUGUGAAAGAGGCUGUAGUGAACUUCAUCAACCAGAAGCUCGACCGCCUGGGCCUGUCCGUGCAGAAUCUGGACACCCAGUUUGCAGAUGGAGUCAUCUUACUCUUGCUGAUUGGACAACUGGAAGGCUUCUUCCUGCACUUGAAGGAAUUCUAUCUCACUCCCAAAUCUCCUGCGGAAAUGCUACACAACGUCACCCUGGCCCUGGAGCUGCUGAAGGAUGAAGGCCUUCUCAAUCACCCCAUCAGCCCCGAAGACAUCGUGAACAAGGACGCCAAAAGCACGCUGCGGGUCCUCUACGGCCUGUUUCGCAAGCACAAGCUGAGAGAAAGCACGGACGGGGUGCCCCUGGAAUCCCCAAAUUAACCGUCACGGCCCCCCAAAUCUGCUUCUCAGAGCCUGCCUGCCAGGCGCAGCUGGAGGUCCUGAGGGCCGCCGGGGGGACCUCCUCGCCGUCCAGCCGGGCCCUGGGCCUCCCACUCUUAGCCUGCGUCUGCGGCACGCCCCAGCCCCCCUUUCCUCUCUGCUGUUUCCAUCGGUCUGAAUAUCUUUGAACUCAGUAAGCGUGGGUUCGAUCUGAGCCAACCUCUGGCCUCGCUCGGUUUCUUUUAGCAAAUGUAUUUCUGGGAGGGAUUUGCGGAGCCUGCCGUUGUCCUGGGAAGGGCCCCGCUAAAUGUGCAUGAAUAUGAGCUGACCCCGCCCCCCCCCCGCGGCCUCUCUCCCCACAGGGUGGGUGCGGGAGGGGCUCUUGUCUCCGAGGCCACCCCUGGGGUAGCCGAGAGCCCAGCAGUGCUGACCUGCAUUGGGGCCGAGGGUCCAGCCCUGGAGCAGGACCGCCCCUCAGGUGUCAGGGGUGACCUGCCGGCAGAGACCCGCCUGCCCCCACUCAGCUACUGCAGCUCGCCUGCCUCUCGAGUGGGGUGAUGGCCCCAGCGUCACCCUCGAGAGGCAGGAGCCCUAAGUGGCUCCCAAACCCGGCCGCUGUGCCCCUCGGGAAAGUCAAUUCAGUUACUUUUCAGAGGAGCCGUGGCCCAGGCCCAGCCCUAUGGCCUCGAUGGUGAGCUUUGCCCAAAAGUCACAGAGAAGACGUCUCUGUGGCUGAUGAGUGGGUCAGAUCGUCUCCCAGUCAGUCCCCAGGGAGCUGCGGGGUGUGUGUGUGUGUGUGUGUGUGUGUGUGUGUGUGUGUGUGUG